Molecule: messenger RNA, 502 nt
Organism: Bombina bombina (fire-bellied toad)
Lineage: Eukaryota; Metazoa; Chordata; Amphibia; Anura; Bombinatoridae
Product: nitric oxide-associated protein 1
Source: RefSeq, a predicted model, not a curated record
UUACAGGGAGAAAAAUCAGCAUGGUUUACAGUUAUUGCCUCUAAUUUGUUACCAGUACAGAUUACGAGCACCGAUAAAGCAGAUGACCUUUACCAGAAGCAUGCUGGGAAAACAUUACUUGGUGUUCCUAUUGGAGGAGAACAACGAAUGAACGAGUUUCCAUCCCUUGUACCACAGGAUAUUCAUUUGGAAGGUAUUGGUUCCUCCGAAGCAGUUGCAGAUAUAAUGCUUUCUACUGCAGGUUGGGUUGCUGUUACUGCUCACUUGGAACAACAGCUGCAUCUACGUUGUUAUACACCAAAAGGGACGUUAUUAACAAUUCGGAAACCUCCCCUCUUACCAUUUGUUGUUAAUAUAAAAGGCGAGCGAUUGAAGAAGAGUCCAGCCUAUGCAACUAAAAUGCUUCUUCCUCUUGUAAAAAAUAUGAAAUCGCAUAAAUGAUUUUCAAGGAUAUAAAUUGUAAAGUAGUUUUUAGAUUAAAGAAAAAACAUUUAAGAGAAAA